CUCCUCGUCCACCACCGCUGCCACCUAGAGUGCGGAGCCGGGAGGCGCGCGCACUGCGGCUGGAGACCCCGGGCCUGAGCGCCGCGAAAUCCAAUAUGAAAAUCCUGGUCGUUUUAGCCGUCUUUUUUCUGGUCUCCACACAACUGUUUGCAGAAGAAAUCGGUGCCAACGAUGAUCUAAAUUACUGGUCCGACUGGUCGGACAGUGACCAGAUCAAGGAGGAGCUGCCGGAGCCCUUUGAGCAUCUGCUGCAGAGGAUUGCCCGGAGACCCAAGCCUCAGCAGUUCUUUGGACUAAUGGGCAAACGGGAAGCUGAUUCCUCAAUUGAAAAACAAGUGGCCCUGUUAAAGGCUCUUUAUGGACAUGGCCAGAUCUCUCACAAAAGGCAUAAAACAGAUUCCUUUGUUGGACUAAUGGGCAAAAGAGCUUUAAAUUCUGUGGCUUAUGAAAGGAGUGCGAUGCAGAACUACGAAAGAAGACGUAAAUAAACUACCUAACAUGUUAUUUAUUCAGCUUCAUUUGUGUCAGUGGGCAAUUAAAGGUAAAAUAAAACAUGCACUAUGAUGAAUAAUUAUUUAUUUAAAAACAAUUAUUGUUAUGAGUUUAAAACUCAGAAAAAGUGUUUAUUUUUCAUAUUGUGCCAACAUGUGCCGUGAACACGUGUUAGAAUGCUAAUAUGACUCCCUCCGAAGUAGAAAUAAAUGGCGAUUUCCUAAGAAAGCACAGUUUUCAAUGAAAUUGUAAAAGCCUGGUCUCCAAAGGAAAAAAUCAGAGAUCUGAAGCAGUCAUGACUGCUGCUGUAAAAAGCGCAGAACUGCCUGUGCAGAUUUGCGUUUCUUGCUGGUCUUCAGGAUGGGAAUGCACUGAGAUUUUGGUACCCAGUGGAAUUUGUAUCUCUGUGGCAUGUUUCAUGUUUCGUGCCUAUAGAAAGCUGUUUUAAAGGUUUAAUGUGAU
Messenger RNA from Octodon degus (degu), 954 nucleotides. RefSeq names its product tachykinin precursor 1 (gene Tac1). Lineage: Eukaryota; Metazoa; Chordata; Mammalia; Rodentia; Octodontidae. The transcript has 7 exons. Gene Ontology annotation, biological process: tachykinin receptor signaling pathway. The record is from RefSeq and is a predicted model, not a curated record. The coding region runs from base 96 to 488 and encodes 130 amino acids.